Molecule: messenger RNA, 18363 nt
Organism: Motacilla alba alba
Lineage: Eukaryota; Metazoa; Chordata; Aves; Passeriformes; Motacillidae
Gene: DTNA
Product: dystrobrevin alpha
Exons: 24
Coding region: 12502-14976 (824 amino acids)
Biological process (GO): synaptic signaling
Cellular component (GO): synapse; plasma membrane
Molecular function (GO): zinc ion binding
Source: RefSeq, a predicted model, not a curated record
UAGGCCUGUAGGCUGAGCCAGAUUUUUUCCUGAUUUUGUUCAUAAAAAGGUCUUGUUACAGCCAUAUCUUUUAAGCCCUGUGGAGUCAAGAUGCAUUGCCAAGAAAGGCUUUUGCAUCUCUGAUCGCAUGCUGCCUCCUCCACCAGCCUGUAUUUUUCUAAAAAUAAUCCUGAUUUCAUACCUUAGCUGAUGGACCUUCUAGCUACCAUAGUAGAUGCAGCCUCCCUGGAAAACAGUCAGUAAUAUGUAAAAGCAUUGGAUCCACUCUUUGAGGGAGGUUGUACAGAGCUUUUGAAGAGGCAUCCUUUGUAUUUUGAGCUUUGCUAAAACGUACUAAGCUUAUCCCAAGCCCCUUUUGCUUCCUUGGCACAAGCAAGUCACUGCUGAAUAUGAGGUAUCUAACUCAGCAGAAGAACAAAAAUUCCUUUUUUUCUUUAAAACAAACAAAGUCACUUGGCAGGGGGCAAAGAAAGGAUUUGUUUUCCUAUCCAUUGGGAGAUUUGUCAGGCAGCACAGCCUGAAACGUCUGCUCAGGGUGUGUGACAGUCACUAACAGAGCAGGGAGCGUCUCAAGACAGGUGUCAUAUUCUCCAUUUGAUAAGCAGGGAGAAGAGCUGCCCUGCAAUUGGCAGCACAGCUUUCAUGGACUCUGGGUCUGUGUUGCUGCGCUGUCAGUGGCAGAUCCCUUCUCCCACACACUCUGCUCAGCCCUCUUCGUGCCGCCAUCCUCACAGCUGUGUCAGUUUCUUUAUCCAUUUGGCUCCCAGGAUGCUGCUACGCCAGAUCUGCUGCUGGAGCAGCAGUAAUGCACAGCUGUGCAUAUUGUGGAUGUAAGAGCUUGCAGGCAGCCCUGAGGUGUCAUACAUGUUUUCAUCAAGCUGCCAGAGGUAGGGAAAAUAUGCUGAUGGUCAUUCCCAGCACAGAGAUGACUGUGGCUUGGUGACUCCUUGAAUCAGAGGUGAGGUCUCCACAUUUAACAGCAUUAGAAUAUGAUGACAUGCUGGUGUGAAUGUCCCCAGCCUUCAUUCUCUGGGCCGGGCCUGUCUCUCUGUUCUAAGUAGUGCUUUUCCUCUCCAUUCUUUUCUCCACAGCAAAAUACAAAGAAACUGGUGGAGUUUGAUAUGUACCUUGUAGUCAUGCUGCACCCAGGGCUGCUUAGGCCCGACCAAGCAAAGCUGGACCUUAAAAUUCACUGUGGAUGUAUCUGUAUCCAUAACAUUUCCCAGGCUAUAGCCAGAUGGCACCAGAGCAAACCAUGCAAACAUUGAUAUAGGAGAGAGCACUUCCAUGUGGCAGAUUGACCCUGAAUUGACUCCAGGUGCCCAUCAAAGCUUCUUUGUCACUUUCCUCCUCAGCUGGACAGGGAAGAGAAAACACUGUGAAGGGCUCAGGGGUCAAGAUAAGGACAGAGGGAGAUCGCUGGGCAGUUAGUGCCCUGGAACACUUGGGGAAGUUAGUUACAUUCAUUAUCCAGCCAAAUCAAAGGAAGAUAAUGAGAAAUAAAACCAAAUUUAAAACCACUUUCCCCUUCCCUUUUCCCCAGUCUUAACUUCAUUUCCAAUUUUUCUGUGCUUUGUCCCUCCCAGCACCACAAGGAAGACGGGGAAUCGUAGCAUCAGUUAGUUCACACACAUUGUCUCUGCUGAUUCUUCCUCCUCAAGGAGAGGACUUCUCAUACUCUUCCUCUGCUCCAGUGUGGAGUCCCCAUCAUGGGAGACAGUUCUCCAUUAACUUCUCCAACAUAUGUCCUUCCCACUGGCUGCAGUUCUUCAUGAACUGCUCCAGCAUGGGUCUCCCAAUGGGUUCACAAGUCCUGCUCCAGCAUGUGCUUCCCAUAGUGUCACAUCCUCCUUUGAGCAUCCCCCUGCCUCUGGUGUGAGGUCCUCCACAGGCUCUAGGUGGAUAUCUGCUCCACCGUGGACCUCAGUGGGCUUCAGGGGAGUCUCCUCUCGUGCUGAAGCACCUCCUCCCGCUCCUUCCUCACUGACCUGGGAGUCUGCAGAGCUGUUUUUCUCAUAUAUUCUCAUUCCUUUCUCCCUCCGCAAUCAUUUUUUGUGCUACCACUGUUGCUGGUGGGCUCAGAUUUGGCCAGCAUCUCAGAGCGAGAUAUCACAGACUCCAUUGGACAUGGGGGAAAAGGUUCCAGCAGCUUCUCCCAGAAGCCAGCCCUGUAGCCUACCCUUUACCAAAACCUGUCCACACAAACACAACACGCAGCAUCAUGCAGAGUUGUCCUCUGCCAUUUCAAGAGAUCAAGAAACUAUUAACAGAAGAGCCUCAAAUAGUUUCUGUCACCCAGGAACACGUACGGGAUCAAGAGUAAAAAUCAAAAAGCUGUAGUGCAUCAAAGAAGGCAAGCAGCAUCAACGGCAUCCUUGUGCAGCUGUUGGCCAGCUUAUCCCUGACUGAUGUUUGACAGUAAAGCACAGCCUGAUGGCUUUUGGCUCCUAGAAGCAGCUUCAGGGUAUCUAACACCUAGCACUGGGAGAGGAGGUGGCAAAAGACUGAUCCCUGGUUUGCAGGCUCAGAGUCACUCAAAAAGCAGAGUGAUCUCCUGUGCGCAGUGUCAAGCCCACAUAAGCUGUGCCUUGUAUGCUGAGGCAGGUUUGACACCAAUGUGCUUGUGUGACAGUCUCAGAUUCAGAUCAGGUUCGUGCUGCUAAAGUGACCUGUCAGUCACAGGCUGCUUCAGUGGCCAUGGCAUCCCAGCAUCAGCUCAAGUGUGGAGCAAGCAGGUUGAGCACUUUGUGUUCACACACAGCAGGAGGAUCAAGUGGGCUUUGUGGAAAAAAAACCCACACAGAAUGAAAGGCUUUCCCUUCAUCUUGUCCUGGGUCUUAUCACCAGCAGAGAAACGUGUGAACUUCAUUUAAACAUUUUUUCUCUGAUUUAAGAAUCCUGCUCUUCAGUAUUAUAUCUAAGUCGGUGUAUCUCAGUGUCGUCCUGAUGCUACACAGUUUUACAGUGUAUCAAUAGUACAUUUCUCACUCACCAUCGCACAUUAUAAGGGGUUUCUCCUAGAAUGUUAAUUGCCCAGUCUAAUAAACACAGACAUUUUUACUCUGACUUACUUCACCUUUAGAAAACACUCUGGAAUUUAGCAGCCUUUUGGCUUGGUUGUGCUGGACCAGAAAUAUCCACAGCAAAAUCAGUACCAUCACCAUGUUUAUACCGCUGUGAAUAAGGAGCCAGGUCCACGUGCCUUUGGGUGUGCGUUGGGACAGCAGGUCCUGCAGCCAAGUGCCCUCUGAGAUUUGGAGAAGAAUCAUAGUUUUGCUUUCACUCUGAGGCCAGGAUUCAGUGUAAUUUUAAGGCCCUAGUGGAAAUAGCAAGAACGUAAUAAUAUGUGUGUGAGCAGUAUUUGAGACUCUGGGGGUUGGGGCAAGGGGAAGCUUGGUCUGUAAAAAUAUUGGCAAGUACUAUUUUGCCCUACAUUUGAAGUACUGAUGUGUUCAGUAGUUAGUGAAACGUAGAGCAUUUGCAAACAAAGAAAACUAUUGAGAGUAAACAAAGAUUUUCCCAAGGGCAUUUGUGGCUGCUCAGUUUAGAAAUUUAAUCUGAAGGUCUCUUCUCGGUGAAAUGGGCUUUCGAUUUGUGCCUUACCAUUUUGUUUUUGAGGUGAUUGGAUUGGAAAUCGUGGUAAGAUACUGGAAAUUACUACAAAAUCCUGAACCAUUUAGAGGUCCUCUACAACAAGAGGUCUGCAAAAGCCUAUACUGUUGAGAAGGCCUAUACAACAAUGCCAGAGCUGUAUUUAUUGUUUUAGCAAAUAAAUUUGUCAAGUUGUCAGAGUAAACAAGAAAGAGAUUUCUCAAAGACACACACAUUGUAUUGUAUACCUGGGUGAAUUCCUUGGGGAAUCCUUUCCUUCCUCAGAAGAUGGUGCCUUUCAUGUCACUUGGGUGAGGAUUAAGCACUAUUAGGCAGAAGGAUGAAAACUGGUGCAGUUGCUUUAGUGAGACAGUGGGAUGUUUAGACUUUUGGUUCACUUGAUUUAUUGCUCAGUUAUUAGACUGUGCCCUGACACUGAUGUGUGAGAGACAGGGAGAGCUAUACAUUUCUCCCUGAUUUCUAUUAACAGCCUCCCAAAUAACAGCCUGUGUUAACAGCUGCUUAAUCCUUUUCAUGUUGAGGGAAGAAAUGUCUGAAAGCUUUUCUACUGUCCAAGUGAGUUAGGGAGAGAAAGAAGGAGCCUCAUCUCCAGCUCAACCUUUAUAUGCAGUCUAUUUAUUUUUUCACAAAGACCAGUGAAAUCCAAGGCAUGUUGUAAUGCUCUUUGCUAUUUUCUUGUCUCCUUACUGGUGCAAGUUUAGAGAAAGGCUAACAGGUAUGUAACUGAUGAACUGUUAAGGGCUGAGUGUUCAGGACAUGUGGUUAUCACGUGAGUCAUGAGUGAAAAUCAACCAAUCAGUCUGUUUCCCUCAUGCUCUUCACAGAUAAUCUUUUUGUUGGUCCUAGUGGAGGGAGUGGUGUCUUUGGUUAAGAAGGAAUGGUAUUUUACUCUGUGCAGCUACACUGGAAGAAGACUGUGUGAUAUGUGAGAUAAUUUAACUGCGCUUCUGCGUGUUUGCGUGCAGUGAGAAAUGUGAAGUACUCGGGCCGCUUGGAGGUGACACUGUUGGUGCUGUUACAAGACACAAGGAACACAGGAACUGAAAAUUCUGAGAAAAUCUCCAUUAAGACCUGAACUGACUCCAGGCUGGGUUUACUGAACGGCUCCAGAAACUACUGAUAGGCUCAUAUGAGCAUGAAUAAAUGAUGGUUAUUAAUAGUUAUGAUUCAUAAGCAAGGGAUGUGUGCCUUGCAAGAAAGUUUUCUUUAUAGCUGCUACACCUUCCCCUCUCUAUUUUAACCAUCAUUUGCCUCUGCUGUGUCCCUUCUCUCCUGCUCUGAUCCUAUAUUUCAUCAUGUCUUUACCUGUUACUCAGGCCACUUCUUACCUUCUCCUCCCCAAUGUUUUCUGGUGUCCCAGGCCACUCUCCUGCCCAGGAACUCCCCUUUCUCCCGACUGUCUGACUGGUCUGGCUUGCUUGCAGUCCUCUCGGCUGUAACAAACACUGCCCCGGGGCUCAAAGGAACAAGGUAGUCCUUGUAUUCAUAUCCGGCUGGUGCUGAGCCUCUUGGGUUAUUGUGCAGACAGUUCUCGCAGGAGUGGUCUGUCUUGGAUAUUUCUAAGCUUCUUGUCUAUGGGAUCUCAUUAUCACACCAGGCUCAUGAAUGUCUGUGUCCCCAGAAAAGUGCUGUGAGAUAAGAUGUGCUAUUAAAUCCUGUUUUAUAGACAGGGGACUGGAAUCAGAACAAGCAGGGAAUUAAGCCAGAAUCCUCCUGAAUGACAAAUUAGGAGCAUAAUGCAAUCUUUAUGAAUAUGCUCUUUGUUUCAAUUUGCCUGGAUAGUUUUUUAAGUAUGAUUGCAAAAGAAUGUGGUUAUGUGGGACAUGAAGAAGGCUGAGGUACUCAGCUACUUUCUUUGGUUAAAUUUUCACCAGCAAGCACUCCCACCACACCACCCAAGUCACAAAAGGUAGAGGCAGAGACUGGGAGAAUGAACCACCCACUGUAGGAGAAAAUCAGGUUUUAGACCAUCAGAGAAGCCUGAAAAUGCAGAAGUCCAUGUAACCUGAUGAGGUGAGUCCUGAGGGAACUGGCAAAUGAUGUGGCUAAGCCACUAUCCAUUGUACUUGAGAGGUUGGGAGUGUCUGAUAAAAUUCCCACUGACUGGAAGGGGAAGGGGAACCAUAGGAGAAGUAUAACCCCCAUUUUUAAACAGGGAAAACAGAAUGGACUUUAUGGAUGGACCGCUCGGUGGGUAAGGAAUUAGCUGGAUGGUCACACUUGUGGUCAGUGGCUCGAUGUCCAAGUGGAAAGCAGUGACUUGUGGCAUUCAGGGGUUGGUGGUGGGACCAGCACUGUUGAAUGUCUUUGAUGGAGAGGGGGAUUGAGUGUAUCCUGACCAAGUUUGCAGAUGACAGACUUGUGUGGUAUGAUCAAUACACUGGAGGGACAUGGACAGGCUUGAGAGUUGGGCCUGUGCAAACUUUAUGAAGCUCAGCAAGACCAAGUGCAAAGUCUUACACCUUGUUCAGGGCAAUCCCAGGUACAAAUAUGGGCUGGGAGGAGAAUGGAUUGAGAGCAGCCCAGAGGAGAAGGACUUGGGGUUGCUGGUGCAUGAGAGGCUGGACCUGACCCAGCAGUGUGCACUUGCAGCCCAGAAAGCCAGUUGUGUCCUGCCCAGCAUCCAAAGCUGCAUGACCAGUAGGGUGAGAGAGGGGAUUCUUCCCCUGUGUCCACCUGAGGGGUUCCCAACACAGGAGCAGCUUAGACCAACUGGAACGAGUUCAGAGGAGGCCGUGAAGAUGAUUAGAAAGCUGAAGCACUUCUCCAGUGAACACAGGCCAUGAGAGUUGAGACUAUUGAGCUUUGAGAAGAGAAGGCUCCAGGGAGUCCUUACUGCAGCCUGUCCAUACCUGAAGGCAGUGUGCAAGGAAGCUGGAGAGAGACUUUUUAGAAGGACUGAUAGUGAAAGGACAAGGGGCAAUGGCUUUAAACUGAUGUUACAUUGGAUGUAAGGGAGAAAUUUUUUAUUAUAAGUAUGUUGAGGCACUGGAACAGGAUGCCCAGAGAUAUGGAUGCUCCAUCCCUGGAAGUGUUCAGUGCCAGGUUGAAUGAGAUUUUAAGCAUCCUGGUCUAGUAAAAGCAGGAGGUUGGAGCUGCAUGAUCUUUAAAGUCCUUUCCAACCCAUGAAUCUGUGUUGGGAAAAGUCCCAGCCCACUUGGCUUUUCACAGUGCUCUCUAAGUGUACUUACACAGUACACUUUUUCUUACAGUACACUGUGAGAAAAGGUCUCAUAUUUCAGGUGCAAGUUUUGAGCUCUCUGAGCAAUGCUUGCUGCAGUGUCUAAGCAGAUAAGCUGAUUUCAAUUAUCUGUCAUGUGAUUGCUUCCUAUUUGUUUUCAGCACUGUCAUUAAAAAAUAAAAGAAAAAAAAGACCCCAGCAUUUAUUUAAAGAUACCAGUACUGUAUUUAGCUGUAGCAAAAGUUAAGUGAAGUUAAUCUCUGCUGAGGAGAAUGGAGGUUUAAACUGACCUUACAGGAGAAUAAAUCAGGAGCUGAACAAAGAUUUUGAGUUGCCCUCAAGGGAAACAGAGGUUGCAGCACUGAGCUGCAAAUAGUGCCAGGUGUGAGCUGACUACACAAAGGAGAGAGUCCUGAUUGCCCUUCUCUCAGUUGGUUCAUUCUCCUUCCUGCCAACUGUACUAAGCAAGAAAAAUGGACCAAACAGAAGAACUCCUAGGCAAGCUUCCCAUUUGGAAAAUCAGAGCUACUUGGGCUUUCUCAUGCACUGUCUGUGAGCCAUUUGCUUUCUGCAGACAAGGUGAGGUACCCAGGUGCCUGGCAUAUUCUCAAAAACUGGUCCUUUGCAUCUGUGUGGUGAGAAACAGGUCCUGGAAACAAGUCCUAGGUACAUCUCCCUACUCAUUCCUCCGGGCUCAAGAGCAUCUGGGCCCAGGAUCCCCUGUUAGGCUAGCUCAAAUAAAGAAUGGCAGCAGAACUGGAAAGUUCCCUCCACACUCAGCUACUAGUUUUAAGUAUUUAUUGCAAAUACUUGAGUACAAGUGAUUUCUAACAUGUGUCCUUUAGUAAUUUUUUUUCUAAAAGAAAUUUCUUGUUUUAAACCAAAAAUAAUACACCCAGUUAUGAAUGAUGUUGCUUUUGCUGUACUCCUUAAGGCUUUACAAUUUGCCUCUCAUCCCAUGAUGGAACAAUUCUUAAAAUAUGAUGUUCUCAGUGAUACCAAAAUAUGAAUUAUAAUUUGCUAUAGUUUUAAAGAUACAUUUCAUUUUGAAGUAUUUUUGCAAAGUGUCUGGUAUGUUUUAUUAUUAAAAUAAUUUCCAUAUGGAAAGCAACCAUGUUGCUACUGAACUGGAGAGAAACAAAAGUUUUGGUGCCAGGUGGGGCAAGUUCAGGAGUAGAAUUUCAAAGGAAAAAGUGAAAACAGAAAUCCACAGUUUUCUCUGAUCAUCAGUAGCUUUGAUUUUCAAGUAACUGGUUGAAUAUGGUAUUUUCAAGGUAAAUGUAGACAAAUCGUUUAAAAACCAAUUUUUAAUUACAGUUUCUCUGAAAAGUUUGUCAUAGUCAGUCAUAAUAAGACUCUACUGAAGGCAAACAGAUAUGAUGGACUAAUGCUACCAGAGGACAGUCAGAAUGGAUGUAGAGUCAUUGCUUAAGCUGUGGGGUAUAUUUGCCCUUUCUCCUACAGUAUAAAGAGAUAAAAAUAUUGCUCUGUGUGGUUUGCAUUUUGAGCCUUGCUUCCCCCACCCCAGAAAGCUUCCAUUUUACAGUGUAAGAGUCCAUAUCCAUUUCAUUAUGAAUUUUUUUACCACAGUUGAGUGACCUGUCAUGCUCAUGUUGGCUGUGGUUGCUCUAUGAUCUGCAGACAUUUCAGCAGUUUCUGUAGUGGCUGCUGCCCUGGCUGCCCAGGCCAGAUGCCCAGGACAUGCAAACACUUUCUUUGCAUUCUUGCUCCCAAGUGCUGACUGGCUCGGUACUAGUUAAUCAAAACUGGUUUAAUCAUCUGCAGCUGUAUUCAACUUGAUUUCUUCACAUACAAAUUCCUAGCUAUCUUCCCCCAGCAUUUAUCUGGAGAUAUGUUAAUAACAUCUGUAAAGAUAGAUAAGGAUAAUGUCAAGAUUAUCUCUGUUUAUGCAAGUGCUUCUUUUGGAGGUCCACAGUGUGAUGCACCAGUCAUUCCCAAGGGCUUGAAUUCCAGGUGGGCAGUCACCUCCAUUUCCUGGGCCAGACUGCACUUAACUCUUCAGGUCAUAGAGGGUUUUCUCCUGCAUGUUUGAUGUGGAGAAUCAUCCCUGAGAAUGGACAUCUGUUAGUCGCCUGACAGGCUCUGCUGUUUCUGCUUGCAGGUGAAAAUAUAACAGGAUUCUUGUGUAUCAUGAACAUCCUCUCCCCCUUAAACAAACAUCCCGUGACUCAGGUUUCCUUUUGUCCAAAAUUGCUGAAGAGGUGCUUUAGAAAGGAGAGCAAGUUGCAUUGGGAUGCAAACAGACAAAGUUUUUAAUAUGUUCAAAGCUGGCUAAGGAGCAAUGGAUCCCACAAAACUCAGGAUAAGUACAGGAUUUAGAGUGUCUUUCUGAGGUACUUUACAGCUUCCAUCGCAGGUGAAUAGUAGCUCAGAGAAAUCCUUCCUGUCAUAUCAAUGUGUUUCAUUGAUUUACAUCUGGAAUAAAGGCAAGAUCAGGGGUUCUUGCAUGAGCCUGGGAAGAAAUGUCACUAUACCUUGUAUAUCCAUGUAUCAGGAAAACAAGAGCAAAGGUGCAAGCACAGCACUAGCCUGGAGACUAGAAACUUCUGUCUUCAGAAAGGGCUGGGUCUGGAAGGGAACAGGUGUCCGUGUCCUCCAGCCCCCCUACACAGUCGGGGACUUCCAGUGUCUCUAAGGUGUGAGGAAGUGAGUGCUGGAGUCCUGGACUCUCUUCCCGCCUGCCAGGUCCACAUGAAAUAAAAGAGGAUUUUGCAGAGCAGAGGCAGAAGGGGAGAAGUUUAGUCAGGUUUGGUGGUGCAUUCACACUGGCAAGCAUCUUUUUAGUAGAACUGGAGUGGGAAAUUUGAGGCUGCAGGUGAAGUGAGACUUGAUUAGAUAUAGCUCACUGAUCAGGCAACUGAUAGUCAGUGAAAGAGGAUAGUAGCACACAGUGCUAGGUUUUAGGGUUUUAGGACAGCUAUAGGUGAAACGUGUCAUUGCACUGGGAGAUCUGGCUUCCCAGAUGUCUCUGCUGAUCCUUCAUAUGCAAUCAAAUAAAAACUCUCCCUAUUUUAUAAUUUUUGUCCUCUUUCAUCUUUUGUGCUAUGGAUGGCAGUCCUGUGUAUUCUUCUCAGCGAAAAAUUCAAAGACUUAGGGGUCAUGCUUCCAUUUAAAUGCUGAAGUUUAAUGUGGUCAGGGGACCAGAUGAAAAGGAAAGAGGGAUUCAUCAUUUAUCUUUUUAACUUUACCCAGAAAUUAAUUUUAAUUUUAAUUUGUUUUGUUUUCAGGGAAAAGUAUGGGCCGAAGUAUUGCCGUAAUAUGUGGCAUUUUCUAAAUUGUCAAAUGUUUCAAAAACUAUUUUGAUAACACUCAGUUCUGUUGGGUUCACAGUUACAGAUACCUUCUUGCUAUGGUGAUUGUCUGAUACAAAUACCAAAUGUUGCUAUUGAAAGAAAACCAGCUGUAGUUAAAUUUAGGUAAAAAUGAAGGAAAUAGACUGUUGUCAAAACAAAGAUGAUGAACUGAGAAUACUUCACUUCUCAACUGAUACUAAAGCUAGAGCUUAAAAUAAUAACAGUGAAAUUGCUAAAAUAUAUUUGACCACAUUCUUCAAAAUAAAAUUAAGACAUUUCCUUGUUCAGUGAAAAUUAAUUAAAACUACUGUUUUACUUAAUAUGAAUGCAGUUUGGGUUGGUACUCUAUUUUUAAAUGAUCAGGAAGCCAAUCCUGAGAGUCACUUUUCCAAUAUGAACGUCCAGGCCAUUUUAUUGUAGUGGUUUAAGAAUUGUAUAGGUCUCCUCAGGAAGGCAGGGACUGUUUUGCCUCUCUUUUAAUCAACAUCCUUCGUUUGCUUUCCCUCAUUGGCCUCUCUAGAGCAAAAGGCUGCUUAUCUACUUGAAUGGAAUGGGAACUUCUCUUCUUUUGGAAAAGCACAGUGAGAAGAUUUUCUAUUUGAGUGUUAAGUAGGAAAUGAAUCCAGCCUGUCAGAGCUGAAAACCAAACGUAUUAACUCUUUACAGACUUUUCUGCCAGAAUGCUUUAUGCCAAAACUCUGUAUGGAAUGUUUUCAAAGGAGAUCAGUUGGCUAAAUGUCAGGAGAAGGCAAACCAGACAGCUGGCUUCAGCAGCACUUGUGCUACCCACAGCCUUGACUCCAUCCAACAAUCCCAGAUGGAUUCCCCAGCAACCCAGCUCAGGGCUGAUACCUCUCCUGGCUACUUUCAUUCCUGCUCUCUCUCACCAUCUUGUCCCUCUAUUUUCAAGCUGCUCUUGACUGUGGUCUUGAGUCUUUUCACACACUGUUAAGGGGGCAGCUGCCCACAGCUUCUCUCAGCCUUUCUGAGGACCCCCUCCACUGCAGAGCCAUGCACAGGGAAAAAGAGUGGACACAGGAAAGGGUCUUUUAGGUGAGUUCACCAGAUAUGGGUGGAAACCACUUGCCCACUCGAGAUUUGGGAAUAGGUUGUUACAGUAAUUGUGAAGUUUGUUUCAGGCUUCCUGGCUGAAGAUUGCAACAAACUGGUUGCAGCUGAAGCCGGAACCCUGUUCAGCCACCUGAGUUGAUGGCAGGCAUCCAACCUGACUAAUUUUAGCCAGGACACUCUUCCGUUUCCUGCACAUUUCACACUUCAGUGAGUCAAAGUGAAAGUAGGUGGGGAUAUUAUGAACGAGGUCCCAACUUGCACUUAGAGCUCUUUGGACACUGGUAUGUCUAUUGUAUGGCCAAAUGAAAGCAGCAAAAUGUCCCAUUGCAGUGCCCUCAGCUGGAGAGUGCUUCAUGUACUGCACAAUGACAAAGCUCACUGAAACAUGAUGGUCAAGUUUAUUUCAUUUUGUCUUCUUGUGCCUUUCCUUUUGUCCCCCAUAUAACUGCGCUUCAGCAUACUCCCAGCAGGAAAGUCAGGCUUGCGUUGGUAAAAGUCAUGUAAAAACCUGCACUGUGGUUUACCUACUGUUUAUAAUCACAUUUUCCUCAAAAAUUUCUCUAGGAAGGCUUUGACAUUCAUGACGGUUCUGUGCCUUGUACUUACCUUCCAUGCUGAUAGCAGAUAGAUACAGUUAUACUUACGUAUUAUUGUAAUUGUAAUUGUUGAUAGUGCCCUAUUUGGUUCACACCAUUUCUUUCUGUGGAGUAAUAGAUUUGCUGAAUCUGUCCAUUUUUGCUUUUGCUAAAUUAAAAAGAAGACACAUUAACAUGCUUUCAAAGAGAUUUAGGGAGAGGGAAACCACUACAUCCCAGUGCAUGAAUUAAAAAAAAAAUGCUAAUCGACCCAUAAAUGAAAAUCAAGAGUUGUUUUUAUUUCAAACAGCUGCAUCUCUGUCAAUGCAAGAUUUAUUGGUUACCAGUCCUCCCAAGACUUAGGAACGUGCUUAGUUGGACUCAUUGAAUUCAAAAGCAGGCUUUCUUCUGCACAGCAGAGCAGGGGUGCAGGGGCCAGCUAAGUUUCAGCAGAUCCUGUGAGCCUCACUUGUGCUUUGGCUGCAUGGGAGCACAGUGACCUCCAGUAGUGAGUCUGUUCAGAAGUACUGGCUCUGUUAGAUGUAACGCAGGGCCUUCAAAGAGCCGGUUUAUGUCUGAUUUGCCUUCUUGAAGUGAACCAGGUGAUGGAGAUGUGUUCUGCAAAAUACAGUGGAUAAAAUGGCAGAGGAUUUAGGCUUAUGCAUACAACCAUACCUUGUGCUUGGUUUCUCAGUGGUGUGGGUGGAGACUGCCUCGGACCAGCACAAACAGCAAGGUGGUGACCAGAAUGAUUGAAGAUUGUGGGAAAAGAGGAAAUACCAUGGCAGAAAGAAGGCAGCUGUUUGCAGAAAUGCGGGCUCAGGAUCUGGAUCGCAUCCGUUUGUCCACCUACCGAACAGCAUGCAAGCUUAGAUUUGUUCAGAAGAAAUGCAACUUGCACCUGGUGGACAUCUGGAAUGUGAUCGAAGCCUUGCGGGAGAACGCCCUGAACAACCUGGACCCCAGCAUCGAACUGAAUGUGGCUCGCCUGGAAGCUGUGAUUUCAACCAUCUUCUACCAGCUCAACAAACGGAUGCCCACCACCCACCAGAUCAACGUGGAGCAGUCCAUCAGCUUGCUGCUCAACUUCCUGCUAGCGGCCUUUGAUCCGGAAGGACAUGGUAAAAUUUCUGUUUUUGCUGUCAAAAUGGCCUUGGCAACUCUUUGUGGGGGAAAAAUCAUGGACAAAUUAAGAUAUAUUUUCUCCAUGAUUUCUGACUCCAGCGGGGUGAUGGUUUAUGGCAGGUACGACAUGUUUCUGCGCGAGGUUCUCAAGCUGCCCACCGCUGUCUUCGAGGGGCCUUCAUUUGGUUACACUGAGCAGUCGGCAAAAUCCUGUUUCUCACAACAGAAAAAAGUCACAUUAAACACUUUCUUGGAUACUCUCAUGUCUGAUCCCCCACCACAGUGUCUAGUGUGGUUACCACUUCUGCAUCGACUGGCAAAUGUUGAAAAUGUCUUCCACCCUGUCGAGUGUUCCUACUGCCACAGCGAGAGCAUGAUGGGGUUUCGCUACCGCUGCCAGCAGUGUCACAAUUACCAGCUCUGUCAGGACUGCUUCUGGAGGGGCCAUGCCAGCGGUUCCCACAGCAACCAGCACCAAAUGAAAGAGUACACGUCAUGGAAAUCACCUGCUAAGAAGCUAACUAAUGCACUUAGCAAGUCUUUAAGCUGUGCUUCCAGCCGUGAACCUUUGCACCCAAUGUUCCCUGACCAGCCUGAAAAACCUCUAAACCUGGCUCAUAUUGUAGAUACUUGGCCCCCCCGACCUGUAACCAGCAUGAACGACACACUCUUCUCCCAUUCUGUUCCCUCAGGAAGUCCCUUUGCAAAUAGAAGGUUACUUGGGGGUAUAAAUGCAGCCAGUCCUGUGGCUGAUGAGCAUUCUCUUAUAAAGCUGUAUGUAAAUCAGCUUCACAACAAUUCACGCUCUCCUUCCAAGAAUACUGAAGUAGAGCAGAGCAAACUGCUGGCUAGGGCUGCUCCAGCUUUCUUGAAAGGCAAAGGGUUACAGUACAGCCUGGAUGUUGCAGACAGGCUGGCUGAUGAACACGUGCUCAUCGGGGUCUAUGUCAACAUGCUACAGAGCAGCCCCGCACGCGUCCUUGACAGUGCAAGUCGGCUGGAUGAAGAACACAAGCUGAUCGCCAGGUACGCAGCAAGGCUGGCAGCAGAAACUUCUUCAUCACAGCCGAGUCAGCAGAGAGGGGCAUCAGAUAUCUCCUUCACCAUUGAUGCAAACAAACAACAAAGGCAGCUGAUUGCAGAGCUUGAAAAUAAAAACCGAGAAAUCCUGCAGGAGAUCCAGAGGCUGCGACUUGAACAUGAGCAAGCGUCUCAACCCACACCAGAGAAGGCCCAACAAAAUCCCACUCUCCUUGCAGAGCUCCGGCUCCUGAGACAGCGGAAGGAUGAGCUGGAGCAGAGGAUGUCUGCUCUCCAGGAAAGCCGAAGGGAGCUGAUGGUUCAGUUAGAAGGCCUCAUGAAACUGCUGAAGGAAGAAGAAUUGAAACAGACGCAGGGAGCAGGCUCCCCACGCUCCUCGCCCAGCCACACCAUCAGCCGGCCUAUUCCCAUGCCCAUCAGGUCUGCCUCCGCCUGCUCCACCCCCACCCACGCACCUCAGGACUCUCUGACCGGGGUGGGAGGAGAUGUGCAGGAAGCCUUUGCACAAAGUGCAAGACGAAACUUAAGAAAUGAUUUGCUGGUGGCAGCAGAUUCAAUCACCAACACCAUGUCUUCUUUGGUAAAAGAACUAAAUUCUGAAGUGGGCAGCGAGACAGAGAGCAAUGUGGAUUCUGAGUUUGGCCGGACUCAUUUUGAUGAUCUGGUUCCAUCCCCGACGUCUGAGAAGGCUUUCUUGGCACAGAUCCACGCCCGGAAGCCAGGAUACAUCCACAGCGCUGCUGCCACCGGCUCCAUCCGCAGUGACAUGGUUACAGAAGAUGGAGACCCUUAUGUCAGAGCAGAUGAUGAAAAUUAUGAGAAUGACUCUGUCCGCCAGCUGGAGAAUGAACUGAAAAUGGAGGAGUACCUGAAGCAGAAGCUGCAGGAUGAGGCGUACCAGGGAAGCUGCAGUCAGACAGACAAUGAAAGCUACGUAAGAACUGAUGAUGAGGAGAGCUGCUUUCGGACAGACGAUGAAGAAAACUCAGCUGCGAACUUCACAGAAGAAUGGAACCAAGAGGUGCAGCGUCUCUUGACAAAAAAAUCACAUAACUAAAAGUUCUGAGGACUGUAGCACAGUACUUUUGUUCUAAGAGUUGUAGUUUGUAGAUGUGUGUUUUUUGACAACAAGACUUUUGUUUAAAGCUAACUUAUAUUAGCUACAUCUUCUGUAACAUGGCUCAUUUCUGGCGAAGCAAACAGACUGACGCGCGUGCUGCUGUCACACACGGCGGCGCUGUUAAUAACUCACGUAAACCCUUUGCACAUGAUAUUGAACCUGUUCAGUUUACAAUGACAAUACUGUUUAUAGUUAGAAAUUUGAUUUCUGAAUACUUUGAGAUUUUAGUAGAUCGGUUUACUAUACACUGUACAUUUUUUUUCCCCCACGGGAGAAAUAAAAAGCGACAGUUAUGCAUUUAACACUGAACGAUGAUACUCCUGAGUGUAUAUAUCUAGUAGCCCAAAAAACAAAGUACCAGACUAUAUUUGCAAUUUGUUUGCAAGUCUUUAAAUUAAGGCUUAUACAAAAUGUACUAAAAUAAUAAUAAUAUAAUUAAUAAUAAUAAUAAACUUGUCUAAUUUAGGGCUAAUGUGUAACUUAGGAAUGUUUCUUUCAAAAUAAUCUAACAAAUCAGCCAUAGAAGUUAGUGUAAAUAUUUUUUUUCCAAAUAGAUAUCAUAUACAAAAGGUGACAUUCAAAUGAUAUAGAAUCUAGUUUUUAAAUCAGCACAGAUCUUCUUAAAACUGUGAACUAUGUUUUGAAAUACUCGUUGCUAAAGCUGUUUAUAAACCACAGGUGCCAUAAGAUCCCUGAACUGACUGAUGUUACGUAUAAUCCUCCAUGGUAUUGUUUCAUUGAUGUUUUAGCUUUAGUAGGCAUGUGUUCAACAAACCAGCUCUUUCCAUCUCUCUGCCCCUCCUCUUCCUCCCCGCCCCCUUCCAUUAUGUUCUUUUCGAGGCCUUCAGCUUUAAAUGUACAGGCUUAAAGUGCGCUUGCAACUGUUUUCUUUUGAUUUCCGAAUGUGUACUGCCUUAGCCAGCCACCAGAUGUUCUGCAUGCCCUCUUGGAAAUGUGUGGUGAGACUCUUUCAGAGCUGGAUGGAGAAAUAGCGAUCAGUGAAAAGCACAAGAAGAGCAGUAGAUUCUUGCGAAAGGACAGGCAUACAGUUACAGAAUUGGAGUUUCGUCCAGUUUAGUAUUUUUCCAGUAUCAAGGCAUUUCAGGAGAAAGGGGACUGACGUGGCCAUUAGGCAGGGUUAGGCAGUGAGGCUGCUGGCUAAAAAAAUGUUUGCUCUGCUGUGACUACAAACCUACAGAUACUCCUGAGUGGGCAUUGACACAAACUAUCAUUAACGUGCUCCCCUGAGCACCCUGCUCUGAAACAGAGGUGACACCUCUGUGGCACAUGGCACUGCCCUGCAGAGGAGCCAGAGCCAGGCCAGGGACAGCUGGAGCAGCAGCCAGGCAGGGACACCAGGAGGUGUUCCAUGCUGGCUGCCUGGCCCUCCUGAGCUGCGCAGUGUUAGCUCGGGGCCGCCUCUGUGCCAAGGUAACUUUACUGCCCUAAUGCAAUACUGGGCUUCCAGUACCUGGCUGACCUGAAGUGACACUGUCUAACAGCCCUGAAAACAGUGGUGUUUCAUACAGAUAUUUCACACCAGCACAGUUUGCCUACAGCAAGUGAUGAGAUACCCGUCUAAAGCAGGUUAACGUGGCUUGUCUGUCCUUGCUUUCAUGGUGACGUGGAUGUGUGCUGCUGUGUUUACAUGAGAUUGCUAUGUAGCUCGACCCAGUAAGUCCACUUGUUUGCAUGCAUUCUCCAGGCUCGUGGCUGUUUCCCUGGGCACUAUGUGUUAGGGAAUGAGUAUCUGUAUGAAAGAGCUGCUGCCAUGUUUCACUUUCAUACCAUUUUAUUGUGUACGCAGGUCUCUUGUCUGUAAAUCCUUGCAUACCUGGGCUUGCUCUCAGACAUCCAAAUGCAUACUAAGGGAUCCAGAUAUCUUCAUACAAGCUUUUCAUUUUUUUAGUCGCUGGUCUUUGCUCCUGGGUAUGUGCCAUCCUGGCAAGGCAGGCACCAUAUCCUCCACUGUCCCUUCCUCCAACCUCCUCUCAGGAAUGAGUUAGCCUCCACUAGUGCCUAGCACUCCAUGUUUUAAGCUACUCCAGUGAACCUGUAGACAUUGCUGUCAGCUCAGGAUUCCAGGCAAGCAUUUCCUGAACAGGGAGAAAACAAGCUAGAACACAGCUAUGUGCAAUGGCUGAUUAAUUCAACCCAUGUCAUGUUUAACUGUACCCAAAGUAAUAGAUCCCUCUCAUCACCUUAAUGUCUGCGUGCUCAUUAUCACUAUGCUUAAAAUAGAUGCACUAGACUAAAUCCAUUGCAAGAGCUUCCAAACUAGGAGUAAGAGCUGAAGUUGACUAAUCAAGCACCUUUCUUUUAGGCUGGUGUCAACAAGAUGAUCCCUUCAGGAGUUCUGGGUCCCUUAUGCCCUGGAGCUCUGAGAUGAAGCACCUCAUACUUAGCUCUGCAAAUGUCUAUUUUAAGCAUUUUUCCAACUGUUAAGCUGGCUGCAUUUUCUCCCAGCUGGUCUUUGUCUGUUUGUUGACUCUUAUUUUGGUUGUGGUUUGCGGUCAUUAAAACAACCGCAGUUACAGAAGAGGUGCCAGGUAUGGCCCUUUUCUUAAUUACCAAUGGCCCACCGCAACCGUGAAAACUCCGGGUGGUUUUACUGUCACUGGAGGAAAACCAGUGGUUUGGAAUCAGGAGACAGGGAUGUGAAGAUGUAUAGGGUCCUUGAAUGUCCAAAGCGAAGGUGGAGAAUGGGUUGUCUGUAAGUAGUAAUGUUAACUAAACUGCAUAAAAAGGUGUGUGGCCUUUGUUGUGAUAUAAUAUGUAUUUUCUUAUAUGCAUGAGCCAAAUUGUUGCAUCAUAAUUUAUCAUAAGUGUGUCCGCCUUUACUUUCAGUCAUCACCUUCUCCCAUUCUUACUGGUUCUUGGCAAUUACUGUAGAUAGACCUUGUAAAUAUUGCAACCUCGGGUUGCUGUAAUCACAUUGGUUCAAUUCAGCAGAUGGAGCUGUGAACAACAAGCACUCCACAGUGUCCUGAAGAAUAAAGGGCAUUUUUACCUUUGAACCAAAAACAAGAAAAAGUACGAAGAGUUACAUCUUGAGGCUACUAACUGCAACGCAUUUUUAAAACACUGUACUUGACACCACUUGAGACAGAUACAGAGACACUAAAAAUGUCACGAUAUUCAUUGGUAUUGUAACAGAACUGCUAUUGUAUGGGGUUUUUGUAUUGCUGUUAAGUAUUGUUUUGUGUGUGUGUGUGUUGGAACCUACUGGGGACAUGUUAUAUUUUGAAGUGAUUAAACUAUUUAAUUGUGUGUCUAUAUUUUGGAAUGGAAUUAUUUCUUCAUUAAAAAGAUUUUUAAAAGGAA